This is a messenger RNA of Pleuronectes platessa (European plaice), 1565 nucleotides long. RefSeq names its product eukaryotic translation initiation factor 4 gamma 1. The transcript has 2 exons. NCBI's taxonomy places the organism in Eukaryota, Metazoa, Chordata, Actinopteri, Pleuronectiformes, Pleuronectidae. Gene Ontology annotation, cellular component: eukaryotic translation initiation factor 4F complex. Bases 643 to 1365 code for a protein of 240 amino acids. Gene Ontology annotation, molecular function: protein binding; mRNA binding; translation initiation factor activity. The record is from RefSeq and is a predicted model, not a curated record.
CCCAGAUAGAUCUAAAUUGAUGUAGAUAAAUAGAUGUACUUUAUUUUUGUAACACACAGUUUCAGAAGCAUCAUCAGGGAUUUUUCACUCAAACCGUUAAGUUUGAAUUUAAUGUAUAUCUAAAUUAAACUUAUACAUUAAAAAAAUUAGGCAUUUUCUGAAUUUUUUUGAAUGUUAUCACUCAGGCUUUGUUCCUUUGAUGAAUGUCACUGAAGGUCACCAAAGCAGCAGCCAUAUACCUUUGAAGUCUGUCCCUACAUAAGCGUCAGUUUUCAGUCAGUUUUCAGUCAGUUCUCUUCGGAAUACUUGGCUCGUUGCACCUGAACUCUGUUCUUGCUCCUGAACUCUGUUCUUGCUCCUGAACUCGUUUCUUGCUCCUGAACUCUGUUCUUGCUCCUGAACUCUGUUCUUGCUCCUGAACUCUUUUCUUGCUCCUGAACUCUGUUCUUGCACCUGAACUCUGUUCUUGCACCUGAACUCUGUUCUUGCUCCUGAACUCUGUUCUUGCUCCUGAACUCUGUUCUUGCUCCUGAACUCUGUUCUUGCUCCUGCACUCUGUUCUUGCUCCUGAACUCUGUUCUUGCUCCUGAACUCGUUUCUUUGGAUUUGCCUUUAAGAGAACUACGAUUGAUUUGAAUCAACAUGAUCCCAACACACGUGGGGUUUCUCGGCGCUGCCUCCUACGAGUCCGUCAGCUGCGUCACUGCAAACUUUCAAGCCUUCGUGACGGAUCUGAGUCACGAGGACUUGGACGUUGAGGAGAACCUGCAGGAAAUGGUGGAGCUCAUUUUCAAGAGGGCCGUGAAGAAACCAGACUCUGCUGCAGUCUUCGCGGAGCUGUGUCAACACCUCUCAGAAGUGGAGUUCCAAUCCUUGUCUGACUGGUCAGCCAGCGUCUCCUUCAGGUCUCUGCUGGUUAAACACUGCCAGGCAGAGUUCAUGAAGAACUUGGACAAGGAGGGCAUUCAUCAAGAGAGUUGGUCCUGCCUGAAGCCAGUCCAGGACGUGAGGGUCACCGACCGGCUGAGGGAAGAGCAACAGAACGCCAAACCUUCCGGUCGGUUCCUUAACAUGCUGAGGUUUAUUGGGGAGCUGUUCCUCUCCAAGGUGCUGGCAGAGAAAUCCAUGCACUGCUGCAUCAGGAGGCUGUUGCAGAAAGGAGACGGGCCGUCUCUUGAGGGCCUCUGUCAGCUCCUCCAGAUGAUCCAGCAGGACCUGGAGGUGGUGACGGAAAAGGAAUUGAUGGACACCUACUAUAACCAGCUGAACUAUAUGGCAGAGAAAGGGAAGAGGGCACCAAGGCUCUCCCUUUUGUUGAAGGAAACAGUGAAUGCCAGGAAGAUGGCAUACUCCACCCCCCACUAAGUUUUUAAUGAAAACUCAUGUGGGAAAUACAACUUAUACACUUAUACAACUUAUACAGUGAUAUUUGUAAAUGUACAGAAACCCACCACUGCAACCCCUGCUCCUACUCUGUAUAAUUUGCACUGGGUGACAUCAUGUCUGUACUCUGUUUGUGGUUUGUACUAUGUUGUCGACUAAUGAAUAAAAUGUUUUAAAUUUAA